GUUAGGGACUGGACGUGCGCGCGCGCGUUGACCGGGAUCUGAGAUUUUUGGGUGGUGGCUGUUUGUUUAAGUGGAGCAGUAAAUGCGCAGGAAUGCGCUCGUUCACAUAACUUUACUCGCUCGACUUUAGCUGAAAUCCGUCGUGUUGUGUCGCGUUUAAUCGCUCUGUCGCUCGUGUUGUGUCGCUCGUGUGUUGAGUUGUGCGUUUAUUUCUUUAGUUGGAGAUCUGUGCGCUGAGAGUGAACACAGAUGCAGGCCAUAAAGUGUGUGGUGGUCGGUGACGGGGCUGUGGGAAAGACCUGUCUCCUGAUCAGUUACACCACUAAUGCUUUCCCUGGAGAAUACAUCCCUACUGUGUUUGACAAUUAUUCUGCCAAUGUGAUGGUCGAUGGGAAACCUGUGAAUCUGGGAUUAUGGGAUACAGCAGGACAGGAGGAUUACGACAGACUUCGACCACUUUCCUACCCUCAGACGGAUGUGUUUCUGAUCUGUUUCUCUCUUGUGAGUCCAGCAUCGUUUGAGAAUGUCCGUGCAAAGUGGUACCCAGAGGUCAGACACCAUUGUCCCAACACUCCCAUCAUUCUGGUUGGGACUAAACUGGAUCUGAGAGAUGACAAAGACACGAUUGAGAAGUUGAAAGAGAAGAAGCUCACUCCUAUCACUUAUCCUCAGGGCCUCGCCAUGGCCAAAGAAAUAGGAGCUGUGAAGUAUCUGGAGUGUUCAGCUUUAACACAGCGAGGCCUAAAGACUGUGUUUGAUGAAGCCAUCCGAGCAGUCCUGUGUCCACCUCCGGUCAAGAAGAGGAAGAGAAAGUGUUUGAUUCUCUGAAUUGACUGCAUGCAGACAAACACACACACACACACACACACAGCAGCUGAGAUCUGAGCUACACUUGAGAGAACAGCACAGGGGGAUGAUGGGAAAUAUGUGUUGAAGACAAAACUGAUAUUUCUCUCUCUUGCGUCGUGAUUAGACAAACGCUACUUAACCAGCUCUUAAGAUGUCCCGAUUCUUUUCUUCUGAGAAACAGCGAGUGCUUUCCCUGCUAGUUUCCCUCCAUACACUAAGAACCUCCCGCUGCCUUCUAAACACACACUUUCUUUUCCUCUUGUUUUUACGUGAUCCAACUAAAUAUUCUUUUAUUUCCUUUUUGAGCCCAGAUUUUGUUUACAUUUUACAUUUUUGUAGAAAGUGAAAUAUUGCCAAAAAUUAAACCCAAGUAAUGGAUUUUUAUGUGCUAACACUAUCAGAUUUAUAUAAUACCAAGGGAAGCUUCUCAAAGCCCAUCUUACGCUACAGAAUUGAUGUGGUAAAAUUAAAAAUGAAGUGGAGUUGAGAUGCACACGCUAACAGUCAGUAUCUAUCACACAUGACGCUACAGUAUGUGAAUGUUGAUUGUGUUGAAGCAGUGUUUCAGUAUUGUGUUUAGACUACACAUGUGUCAGUGCCUCACAGCUCAUCACAAUUCUGCAGGUUUGGUGAUAAGUGUGUCUGAGAUGUUUGUAGUCUGUAUUGAGUGCAGGAUUCCUCUCCUCUUGAACACUGUGAAGUGUAGAAGAUUCUUCUCCGCAGUAAAUGAAAAGAUUCCAGAGAUAUAUAUAAACAGUUUGUUGUUGGACAUCAAGAGUAUUUCAUUUCUAAUUGGUUUUCAAUACGAUUGAAGGGAAACAUUUGUAAUUUACCAGAUAGAUUGUUUGAUUUCUUUGUGUAACAAUAGCAGUUGAAAUGCUUUAUUCAUGCCUUUAUGGUCUCCACUAAAGAUACAAUGUAUUAACCUCAAUGUCUGAAAUAGAAACUGAAUCUAAAACCA
This is a messenger RNA of Triplophysa dalaica, 1810 nucleotides long. RefSeq names its product Rac family small GTPase 1a (gene rac1a). Gene Ontology annotation, biological process: establishment or maintenance of cell polarity; motor neuron axon guidance; regulation of actin cytoskeleton organization. The coding region runs from base 250 to 828 and encodes 192 amino acids. Gene Ontology annotation, molecular function: protein kinase binding; GTP binding; GTPase activity. The record is from RefSeq and is a predicted model, not a curated record. Gene Ontology annotation, cellular component: cell cortex; cytoskeleton; plasma membrane. NCBI's taxonomy places the organism in Eukaryota, Metazoa, Chordata, Actinopteri, Cypriniformes, Nemacheilidae. The transcript has 6 exons.